Messenger RNA from Funneliformis geosporum, 252 nucleotides. NCBI's taxonomy places the organism in Eukaryota, Fungi, Glomeromycota, Glomeromycetes, Glomerales, Glomeraceae. The record is from the annotation of a GenBank genome assembly.
AUGUCUUCCAACAAAAAUCCAAUUUCUAGGAAUGAUCAAUCAGAAUUUCAGGAAUUACGUACCCUUCGUACACUUCGUGCAAGUCUAACAAGUGUAGAUAUUUUCACCAAACAAGUCUUACAAGAUUUAGAAAUAAUGACCAGGAAUUAUGAAACGAUAUCAGCGAUUUGUGAAGGAUGGAAAGUUGAACUAGAAAAAGAACCCUUUGAUUCGGAUAAUAUUAAAUGCAAUGGUGAUGCAUUUACUAAUUAA